AUGUCCAAAAGCACACAAAGCCCAGCUCUGAAAACUGAUUUAAGACCCGCAACUAUCGCAAUUGUAGGUGUGGGAAGCGUAGGUGCUACGACUGCUUACACACUACAGCUUAGUGGAAUGGUAGCUGAUAUCGUUUUGAUUGAUAUCAACAAAGAUAAAGCGGAGGGUGAAUUUAUGGAUUUGAACCACGCUGCCCCCAUGACAACUGAAACUCAGGUGAGAGUUGGAGAUUAUCCAGAUUGUGCUGAUGCGGCAAUUGUGAUUAUUACUGGCGGUGCUAACCAAAAGCCAGGUCAAACGAGAAUGGAAUUAGCAGCAAAAAAUGCUAAAAUUAUGGAGGAAAUAAUUCCAAAUGUUGUGAAGUACGCUCCCGACACAAUUUUACUAAUUGCCACAAAUCCUGUUGACGUUCUAACCUAUGCAAGCUACAAGCUGUCGGGUUUUCCUGCGAGUAGGAUUAUUGGGUCUGGCACUCUUUUGGACUCGACUAGGCUCAGAUGUAAUAUUGGCAGAUAUUACGGUAUUUCAUCAGACAGUGUAGAAGCUAGCAUCAUCGGAGAACAUGGUGAUUCAGAGCUUGCGGUGUGGUCCAGAGCAACAAUUGCGGGCAUGAGCCUUGCUGAAUUCUCUGCAGCUACUCAGCAAAAGUAUAACAAAGAGUCUCUGCAUAAAAUAUUCGAACAUACACGUGAUGCAGCUUACAACAUUAUAAAGCGUAAAGGAUACACCGCGUACGGAAUUGCGGCUGCUCUGACUCGCAUUGUGGAAGCCAUUUUGAGAGAUGAAGGAUCUCUGCUAACAGUUUCGAUUGUUGGAAAUUACUAUGGAGUUAAGGAUGUGGCUUUGAGUGUUCCAACAAAAGUGGGAAGAGACGGCGCACACCACAUUAUGGACUUAAUUUUGAAUCAAGAUGAAACCGACAGAAUGAAGAGCUCUGCAAAAAAAAUCAGAUCUGCCUGCGAAUCUUUGGGGCUCGAUUAG
Molecule: messenger RNA, 981 nt
Organism: Lachancea fermentati
Lineage: Eukaryota; Fungi; Ascomycota; Saccharomycetes; Saccharomycetales; Saccharomycetaceae
Source: the annotation of a GenBank genome assembly